Messenger RNA from Silurus meridionalis, 4642 nucleotides. RefSeq names its product protein phosphatase 2, regulatory subunit B', beta (gene ppp2r5b). The coding region runs from base 1361 to 2872 and encodes 503 amino acids. Gene Ontology annotation, molecular function: protein phosphatase activator activity. Gene Ontology annotation, cellular component: cytosol; protein phosphatase type 2A complex; nucleus. NCBI's taxonomy places the organism in Eukaryota, Metazoa, Chordata, Actinopteri, Siluriformes, Siluridae. The transcript is spliced from 13 exons. The record is from RefSeq and is a predicted model, not a curated record. Gene Ontology annotation, biological process: protein dephosphorylation; signal transduction.
GAGAGAGAGAGAGAGAGAGACUGGAAGAAGAGGGCUUAGAGGAAGGAGACACAGACAACGACUAGGCUCUCGCCUUCCAGACAAAUGGAUGAUCAUGAUCUCGGAUUUAUUUUAAAGAAACUGUAGUUGGGGGGAAGACAAUAAAUCGACGUCGGUGCUGGUCAGAUUGGUGCGUAAAACGCGCGCGAGGGAAGGAUAACGAAAAAUUUAAUAAAUAAAAAACAACAAACUACAAACGUUUUUAAGGUCGAUAGCGCAAGCGCAUGUGAGUAAAUAAAUAAUUAAAUAAAUAAGCCAGUAGAGACGGGAGGCGAGCGUCAUCCGCAGUGUGGUAGCUUUUAGCCUCCAUCUCCAUUGCAGCACCUGCGCGCGCUCAGGCAUCAAGAGACGGAGCGCGAGGAAACCGGACACAUCAAAAGACUCGAGCGCGGAUUUUAAUUUUCUGCCAUCCAGAUUCCGCUGAUUAUUUACAUUUUUUUUUUUUGGUUUUUGGAGAAAGACAAGAGAGAAAGAAAAGGGUCGCUGUGACAGCGCGGUUGCCGUUGCUGAUGCACACAUGUCCGCGGGUGUGAAGUCGCCAUUCUCCGCCCUGCAGAGCGAAUUCUCAAUCUCCCUGUGCGGACACCAGCGCUGAUCCGGAUCACACUCACCAUCCCUCGAUAAACCGAGCAGAAACACCUUCAGGCUUCUGAGACCGAACCACUGGCCUACAAAUUAAGCCACAGAAUCAGCACCUGGCUUGGCAGGACAUCAUACCAAUAACUGAUGCAAUUUAUUCUGUAUGGACGAGGCAUCUGAUUUCUAUUUCUAUCUCGGAUUUAUAUUUCCACACCUAUUUUUCCAGACCUCCAACAUGGGACGACAUUGAUUCAAGAAAAACAGACAAAAAAAAAACCCGGCAUGUUGAUCGCAUCUUUAUUGUAUUCUUCAUCCAGUGACGAUUUCUAAGCUGAUCUGUCGAUCCUAUAAAUAUUAGAAUAAAGACCAGAAUCCAUGCUGAUGACUUACCAAUGACGCCAAUACGGCAGCGCAUUCAUUAUAGUAGCGCUGGAUGUGUCUGUGCACCCCCAUAUUUCUAUAAGUAGAUAGCUAUAGAUUUCCUCAUCGCUCGUUGUCUGGGAGAUGUGCUUAUUUUAAAGGCAGUGUCCUUUUAGGGGGCUUAUUUAAAAAAAAAAACACAGGGAUCCACUAAAUCCAGCACUUAUCAUUCUAUCCUCAUCCUGACUAAGCCCUUUUCUAUUUCUUGCUUAGUUCUGGUCAUAUUCUUUUUGUGUGUGUGUCCGUGUUGCUGUUUUGUACAAGGCACCAAGGAACAGUUUGCCUCCAUUACGGACACCAGGCUUCUGUCAGGCUCGCACCCAUGGAUCAGCCCACCAAGCUUCCUCCGUCGAGUCCAUCCUCGCCCACAGCGGCCUUCUCUGUGCCCAGUGCUGAGAAGGUGGAUGGCUUUCCACGCCGCUCCAUGCGCAGGGCCCGCCAGAGAAGGUCACACAGCUCGUCGCAGUUCCGUUACCAGAGCUCGCAGGUGGAGCUCACAGCUCUGCCUCUUCUCAAAGAUGCCCCAGUAGCAGAGUUGCAUGAUCUGUUUUGUAAGAAGCUGCAGCAGUGUUGUGUGCUCUUUGACUUCCUGGACUGCGUUGCUGACCUGAAGGGGAAGGAGAUCAAGCGUGCUGCACUGAAUGAGCUAGUGGAGAGUGUGGCCACCAGCCGUGGCAUCCUCAUUGAGCCCCUAUAUCCUGAGGCCAUCAAGAUGAUCUCAGUGAACAUUUUCCGUACUCUGCCACCCAGUGAGAACCCAGAGUUUGAUCCAGAAGAGGAUGAACCCACACUGGAGGCCUCCUGGCCCCAUUUACAGCUGGUCUAUGAGUUCUUCUUACGCUUCUUGGAGAGUCCUGAUUUUCAACCCUCCAUGGCCAAACGUUAUGUGGAUCAGAAAUUUGUUCUGCAGUUGCUGGAGCUCUUUGAUAGUGAAGACCCCAGAGAGAGGGAAUAUCUGAAGACCAUACUGCAUCGUGUCUAUGGCAAACUGCUUGGCCUCAGAGCGUACAUUCGGAAACAGAUCAACAACAUCUUCCUCAGGUUCAUUUAUGAAACUGAACACUUUAAUGGAGUGGCUGAACUGCUGGAGAUAUUGGGAAGUAUCAUUAAUGGCUUUGCUUUGCCUCUGAAGUCAGAACAUAAGCAGUUUCUGGUGAGGGUCCUGAUCCCCUUACACACUGCCAAAUCUCUGUCCAUCUUUCAUGCACAGCUUGCCUACUGUGUUGUGCAGUUUAUGGAGAAAGACGCUACUGUUACAGAAUAUAUCAUCAGAGGAUUGCUGAAAUAUUGGCCCAAAACAUGCACUCAGAAAGAGGUGAUGUUUCUGGGGGAGAUUGAAGAGAUUCUGGAUGUGAUUGAGCCAUCACAGUUCAUUCGUGUGCAGGAUCCACUUUUUAAGCAGAUCGCCAACUGCAUUUCCAGCCCCCACUUCCAGGUUGCAGAGCGGGCUCUGUAUUUCUGGAAUAAUGAGUAUAUUCUGAGUCUGAUCGAGGAGAACUGUCAGGUCAUCCUGCCACUGGUCUUUGGCACGCUUUACAGAGUCUCCAAAGAGCACUGGAACCAAACUAUUGUGUCACUUAUUUACAACGUCUUGAAAACCUUUAUGGAGAUGAAUACUAAGCUGUUUGAUGACCUUACUGCCUCCUACAAGGUGGAGAAACAGAAGGAGCUGAAGAGGGAGAAGGAGCGUGCUGAGUUGUGGAAGGGUUUAGAGGAGCAGGAGGAGCGAAGGCUGCAAAGUCUUGGGGAAGCAAGUCGCAACCAAAAGAACCUGCAAGACCGAGAGAAUUUGAGCAAGAACGAGCCAGAGAGCAGCGCUGGCAAUGCCACCUAGAACAUACCACACACACACACACACACACACACACACACACACACACACACACACACACACACACAUGCACAAGCCAAUAUGUAAAAAUCAACAGAGAACAUAAUAACACACACUUUGUUUUACUGACAGUUUUUACUCUGGAAAUUGCCAUCGCCUCUUAAAACAUACACAAAAAACACACACCGAUCAACAUUCACACACACACACACACACACACACACACACACACACACACACACACACACACACACACACAACAUACAGACAGACAACAUUGCUGGAACAAUCAGAGAACAAACCGACAGCUGGUUGUCUAUAUGUAGAUAUACAAGCCACUCUCAUACUCACACAUGUAGAAGUGAGAUGUAAAUGAUGCAGAAAGAAAAGAUGAGUACCUCUCACUCUUCAUGCCUUUUAUUCAUUUCCUCUGUCUCGAUACAUAUCUUAAAUGCUUCUUACUCAAUCUAUCGCUUUCAUUGCUUCCCUUCUGUUUCUCUCUUCCUAUCAAUGAUGCUAAAUGUAUUCAUGCGUACACACACCUACACAGACUGAAGACACAAGCAGCACAAAAGAGGACACACACUACAUGCAUGGAAACAUGAAUGGGCUGGAGUCACAUAAACACACACACACACACACACACACACACACACACACACACACACAGUCAUUGGUUAAACUCUGGAACGGGUCUAAUCUUGCUCUGGACCUUUCUCAGUCCCAGUGUCAUGUCCACACUCCCAAAAGAUGAAGUGACAUGCUGAAAAACAGUGAUGAUUAUGAAGAAUUAUGAUGAAGAUAACUCUGUAAAAGUAAUGGUUAUAAUGUUCUUAUUACAGCUUAUUCUAUAAGUAACACUUCUAUUGCUACUUCGACUGAUGUUUUUAUAUAUACAUAUAUAUAUAAAUAUAUAUAAAUAUAUAAAAAAUAUAUAAUAUCUAUGUCCGAUUAUAGUGUUGGUGGGGGUAUUCUAGUGUAGCACCUCUUAAACAUGACAAAAGUAUGCUGCUAGACUAAACUUGUUCUGAUGUGAAGACAUAACAUUACACUAGUCCAUUCUUCUUCUGAGGUUUCUUAAAAAAAAAAAAAGAAGGGAAAACCAUCCAAAAUGUAUUACUUUAGCAAUAUCCUCAUCUACUUUAAAUGUGUGUCAGCAGUUUUCUUUGGAAACCAUAUCGCCUACUUCAGUACACUCAGUUUUGAAGACGGGGUUAAUAUUUUGUUGAUUGUUUUGAUUUUUAUUUUUGUAUAACAUGCUGGUUGUUGAUUUUUUUAUUAAUAUUUAUUUCAUAUUGUGACCCCCUUGGAGCAAAAACAUACUGAACAAGACUGGAAAAGACUGUAUGCUGAAGCGUACCUGAAGUCUGGGAUGGAUUGUCUAUGUUUUGUUGCUGGAUGUUGGCUCUUCUGUACCAGCAUAUUCCAUGACCUUCCUCUGUUUUCCUCUGGAAAGAAAAAAGAACAUGAAAAGUGCAGAAAAAUCAUUGCUCAUUUUGUUAUUGAUUUUGUAAAAGGUGCAGUUCUUCCUCCAUACCUCCUACAAUGAGAAGGUUUAGAUGUGACAGAGUCAGUAAGGGACUCUAGAAUAGAGACUCUUUAGAGAGAGAAGGCAAUACACAAACUGGAACUGGACGCAUAAGUAGCACCACUUCAACUAGAAUUGCACUGUCCUCUUGAUCGAUGUUUUGUGUUUAAAUAUAGCAAUGUAUUUUUGGGGGACCAACGGAUUUGGGAUAUGAUUGUAUAAAGUAUGGGAUAUAAACAUGAAAA